Messenger RNA from Colletotrichum chrysophilum, 1974 nucleotides. RefSeq lists its product as uncharacterized. The transcript has 4 exons. NCBI's taxonomy places the organism in Eukaryota, Fungi, Ascomycota, Sordariomycetes, Glomerellales, Glomerellaceae. Bases 1 to 1974 code for a protein of 657 amino acids. The record is from RefSeq and is a predicted model, not a curated record.
AUGUCGUUCCCUUCCGACCAGUCUCAAGCCUCCGUGGACACGGCUCUGUCGUCGCUUCAGAACAGCCCCACCGAGCAGCAAUUUCCCAGGGAUCGGCAGCCGGGAAAGACGAAGAGAAACCUUAUCCUGUGCUUCGAUGGCACCGGCAAUGACUUCUCCGCGACGGAGAAAGACACCAACGUCGUUAAGUUGCUGAGCAUGCUUGAUCGUAACCAUGAGGACCAGUUCCACUACUACCAGACUGGUAUCGGUACCUACUCUGUCAACGAGAAGACUGUUCACAAGAAUGGUUUCCAGGAGGCUUGGAGCACGGUCGAGAAGAAGAUUGAUGAAGGGUUUGCGAGUACCUUCGAUGCUCACAUCAUGGCUGGCUACCGGUUCCUAAUGCGAUACUAUGAAGCUGGCGACAGGAUUUACAUGUUCGGGUUCAGCCGAGGAGCCUAUACAGCCAAGUUCCUUGCUCGAAUGGUCUACACUGUAGGCCUGCUCUGCCGAGGCAAUGAGGAAAUGGUUCCUUUUGCUUAUCGACUUUAUGACCGCUACCUUGCUGGAAAACUCAAAUGCAAGAAACAUGAAGGUCAGGGCGAGGACGAACACUCCGAUGACGAAGAUCAGGACCUGGAGCAUGAUAUCCCCAAGCCAAAUGAGGAUCCUGAGGUGGUGAAGAAGAAGCUGGAAAAGAAGGAACGCAAAGACCGAACCCGCGAGCUCAGGAAGUUCAGCAAGACGUUUUGCAAGCAGGAGUGGACUUACAACCCUGACCGGCCUCGGCAUCCGUCCAAGGAAACCAAUGUUAAGGUUCAUUUCCUAGGCCUCUGGGAUUGCGUCAACUCAGUCGCUGUCAUGGAGCAAAACGCGACUAAGGAGGUGCUUGUCAAAGGCACUGCACGCAUCAUUCGUCAUGCUGUGGCUGUUGAUGAGCGCCGAGUCAAAUUCAAAGCCGCUCUUUUCAAGCAAGACGAGGGCAAGAGAAAGAAUCACGACUCCGAGGACGUGAAGGAAGUUUGGUUCCCCGGUAACCAUGGCGACGUCGGAGGAGGAUGGGACCCCGUCAAAGAUCAUCUCAGGGGAGACAACAAGAAUGCUUGGUUCUGGAAUCGAUGGAGGUCCUGGUGGAGUGGGAACAACCGCGAGGUACCCAAGAACUCUCACGGCGAAACCCACUGCCACGUGUGCAAGGACUGCGGUCUCUGCAAAGGCAAGGACUGCCGACUGUCGAAGUGCAGAUCUGAGCACGACAAUUGCUCGGAGAACGAGUGCACCGCAUGCCACGAGAACAUUGUUUGCAACAACAAGGACCAUACCAGGAAGCCGAAAAAGAUGAAGUUUGAGCCUUGCCAGCUGAGCGAUGUCCCACUCAUGUGGAUGAUCAAGGAGCUUGAGGCUGAUGGCCAUGUCAUCUGGCGGGAAGAUAAGGUCAAUGAGUUUAGGCAUCGGUUGGAGCACAACAAAGAUUCGGCAGUCAAGGGUUCGGUUCAUGACACCUUGAUGCUUGGGUUCGGAAGUGGCUUUGGCACCGUCUUGUUUUGGAACUUCUUGGAAAUAUUCCCUCUGAUCAAGCGAUGGGAACUCACCCAUGGUGAGACCGCUUGGAAUCGAUUUUGGUAUUGGGGCAGAGUGAACGCCCCGGUGAAGGACACUGAAACAUGGGAAUGGGUUCGAUUCCCUCUCAACAGGGGCCAGACACGAGAUAUCCCCAGAGACGCCAUCUUGCACCACUCGCUUAUCCAAAAGCUUUACACAGACGACGAUUACAUGCCGCAAAACAAUCAUGGCGACAAAUCCCCUUGCCUGCUUCAGAAAGAUGAGCAUGGUAACGUCAUCAAGAACAAGAAGGAGUGGAAAGAGAUGUACAAGGUAAUCGAAGCCGAACACAAGCUGAAGGCUCACCCUGAUCACACCACGUAUCACCUGGCGACGUACAAGGGCCCUAAGGUCCAAGAUCACCACGAAACAGAGUGGCGCGGCCUGUAG